CAGCGGCUCCUGGUUGCUGCGUGACAGCAGAGCGCAGCGGGUUUGCAGGCGGUGGGACGGAACCGCGACCCGGCAGGCGUUUCUCCGAACCUGCUGCAGGUAAAGCUCCGCAGCGACCUGCGCGUUGUGAGCAGAACCAGAACCAGAACCAGAACCGAUUGAAGGUUUUCAUGGGAAACAACCAACUGACGGAACCGUUAAUCUGCUGCCGUUUGAACGGAUUGAACUGAAACUGCGGUUUGCUGCAGAAACCCGGUUAAUGUCGGGUCCAAAGGGAGCUGGUUCCGAAGACGCUCCAGAGUCAGAAAGUGGGUCAAAUGGCGGCAGCGACCGGGAGGUUGUUCUGGACCGAGCGGGCCGGACCGGUUCUGGACGGGAAAAGUUUGAGCUGCGGUUCGAUGGAGGAGUUCUGGACCUCCGACCCGGAUCCCUGGAAGCUCAGCGGGAUUCCUGAUGUGGGUCAGAACCACGCAGAGGAAGAUGUUCCGCUCGGUCCGGACUCCGACCCGUGCUGUGUGGAUGUUUCCUCCUGAGCCUGACAUGCCGAUGGACGUGACCAUUCCCCUCUUCCUGUCCAAGGAGGAGUUCGUCUUCACCACCCCGUCCACGGUGCAGACGUCAAUCCGAAGCUCCUGCCUGAGGUUCCCGCACACAACCUGUGUUAACAAAACUGAGCCUGAAGAUGGCGCCAUCACUAACAAAGAUACAAAAAAAAAGAAACGCGUUACGUUUGCUGACCACAAAGGUCUGUCCUUAACCAAGGUGAAGAUCUUCUCCAAGUUCACAGACCCCAUAGAAAUCCCCGUGAACAUCCAGGAGAUGCUGAGCUCCAAGCUCACGCUGGCGUCCACAGAGGAGGACAAACUGGUGCUGGACUUCACACCGUCCUCAGACUACCUGCUGUUCCGGCAGAACCUGGAGCAGAACCUGGUGAGCCUGGAGCACUGCGUGCUGAAGGAGAAGGCCUUUGCAGGAACCGUCAAAGUAAAAAAUGUAUCGUUUGAGAAGUCUGUGAUGCUUCGGGUGACCUUUGACUCGUGGAAAAGCCACACGGACGUCGGCUGUGAAUACGUGACGGACACGUACCCGACCUCGUUCAGCGACACCUUCUCCUUCGAGGUGUCUCUGCCCGCCGAGAUGUGGCCCAGCGAGCAGGUGGAGUUCGCCGUGUGCUACAAGGUGAGCGGGAACGAGUACUGGGACAGCAACCGGGGGAAGAACUACCGCAUCGUCCGGCCCUACAUGAGGAGAGACCAGCAGUCGGACUCAUCGCGGUUCGGGAUGCACUUCGACCGGUACGGCAGCCCCACCUGCUCACACGGGCUCUUCCCCGACUGGCCGAGUUACGCCGGCUACGAGAACAUCGGGCCUUACUACUGAACACCUGAUGUCAGGUUUUAACCUGCAGGUUGCCAGUGAUGACUUGCUUGUUUUAAAUGGUUUCUGUAAGGUUGGGUUGCUCCUGACGUCCGUCUCACUGUCUGCUGGAUCACUCUGCGGACCUGGUCUGGCUCCACAGGGGGUCUUUACCUCAUCAUCAUCAUUUCAGAUCAGAUUUUAAAGCUGCUGUUGUAACGAACUGACCAAACCUCCACUAAUUUGCCUUGAAGUUCUCAGGUUUUACCUUCAGAGGGACAAUCGGAGCAAACCGGAGCUGCUAACAGGAAGUCCAGUAGUUUUUAUUCACCGGUUAAAGGUCACCCCAGGUGUCCUGCUGCCUCUUCUGCUACUGGGAACAUUUUUAAGCUAUUAACUCGUUUAUUCUCAGGAAGUUUGGGGUUCAGGAAGAACUGUCCUCAUUCUGACAGGAUCAAAAUGUCCCGGUUUCCUGGAUCAGAGUAAAUUCACUUCUUUAGCUCAUUUGUGGUGAAUUUGUCUGUUUUUGAACUCGGUGUUGAUCCGUCACAGAUCAGCUGAUGAUUGUUGGUUUUCCUUUCUGUCUAGUUUCUUUCAACAUGGCGGCUGGCCUGUAAAGUUCAGUGAUGUGAAGUUUUUAACGUUCUGCUGUUGGAUUCAGGCGCUUCCUGCGUCAGCUGCAACCUGCUGACAGCCUUGUUUUAUCAGUGACCUUGAAAAGUGAAAAAGUUGCUUUACUUCACAUAAUCUGUGCCGUUAUUGUGACAAUAUGAACUUGGACACUUUAUCCUGAAAGUUGACUGCGAGGAGUUUAAAGCUUCAUGGUUCUCAGAUCAACAGGGUCCUGGUCGCUUUCGCUUCAAAGCGAUGCAGAAAUUUGCUCAUCAGUAGAUGCAGGGAGGAAAGCGCGGCUGGGAUCUUUGGGUUUUAAAGAGGAGGGAAGGAAACGGAGGCCAGAACUUUCCCCACGCAGAAAACGAAGCUUCCUCGGCUUCCAGUGAAUCUGUGAACAUAAACCUGAAAAUAAAUCAGUUCAGUUUCAUUUAGUGGUUUGAUGAGCCAGUGAGUGAGCUUUGGUGUUAGCACCGAGUUUCUGUUUUAACUGUGUGUAUGUGUCUGUGUGUGUGUGUAUGUGUCUGUGUGUGUGUCUGUGUGUGUGUGUAUGUGUCUGGGUGUGUGUGUGUGUGUCUGGGUGUGUGUGUGUGUGUGUAUGUGUCUGGUGUGUGUGUGU
Poeciliopsis prolifica (blackstripe livebearer) is the source of this 2587-nucleotide messenger RNA. RefSeq names its product protein phosphatase 1 regulatory subunit 3B-like. Gene Ontology annotation, cellular component: protein phosphatase type 1 complex. Gene Ontology annotation, molecular function: glycogen binding; protein phosphatase 1 binding. Gene Ontology annotation, biological process: regulation of glycogen biosynthetic process. The record is from RefSeq and is a predicted model, not a curated record. NCBI's taxonomy places the organism in Eukaryota, Metazoa, Chordata, Actinopteri, Cyprinodontiformes, Poeciliidae.